Messenger RNA from Zerene cesonia (dogface butterfly), 1110 nucleotides. RefSeq names its product actin-85C-like. Lineage: Eukaryota; Metazoa; Arthropoda; Insecta; Lepidoptera; Pieridae. The record is from RefSeq and is a predicted model, not a curated record. The transcript is spliced from 2 exons. Bases 1 to 1110 code for a protein of 369 amino acids.
AUGGCAUUCGAAAAGCCAGUCGUCGUGUUGGACCAUGGAAGCUAUGUAAUGAAAGCCGGAUUUGCAUGCGAUAAUCACCCUGUCUCCAUGUUUAGAACGCUCGUCGGCCGCCCUAAUUAUUUAAAAGGUACUUACGGACGGGAAUAUUACGAUGUAUUUAUUGGAGACGAGGCUGAAGAGAGAAUCGACGAUUUAGAACUGAGCAGUCCUGUUGUUAACGGCCAGAUUGUACACUGGGAUAACAUGGAGAGAAUUUGGCAUCAUGUGUUUUAUAGGGAGUUGAAGGCGGCGCCUGAAGAUAGAUCUGUUAUGAUGGCUUGUGAUAAUUGCUCUACUAUGGAAGAGAAGAUAAAAUGCUGCGAAAUAUUUUUCGAAGUAUUAAAUUCGCCGGGCUUGUGCAUCCAAUCACAAAGCGUUCUGGCCAUGUACGGGUCUGGUUUCACAACCGGCGUAUGCGUAGACAUCGGUUAUGAUACUACGGAUGUAAACCCCGUGUUUGAGGGAGGCAUGAUCAAAUAUGCACAUAUUCAGACCGGUUUGGCAGGCGCUCAAAUAUCGAACUAUAUAAAACACAGCCUGGUCCAACGCAACCUAGCUCACGUAAUCAAAACUCCGAAGGAUAUAGACGAUAUUCUUAGAAACCAAUUGUACAUAACCCCUGACAGUUCCAUGCCAAGAAAAAAUUGCAAGAGGUCGGUCAACGCGGUUUGCGGUGAGGCAAUCGAUCUAACUAAUGAAGCGUUCAUGGCGGGCGAGAUGUUUUUCCAACCGGACUUUGUGAUGGGUGAAAAGACAAAUUACAUCCCAUUGCAUGACGCUGUGUUGACGGCUUCGUUAAAGUGCGAUUCGGAGCUGCGUCCCGAGCUAUACGACGCGAUUGUACCUUGCGGUGGCUUCGCGAUGGUUCCAGGUAUCAACGAAAGGCUACAAAUCGAGCUGGAAAAUCUAACACAUCGGCCAGUUACAAUUUCUUCGUCGUCGGAGGCUUACGCUGUCGUGUGGCUCGGCGGAGCGACGUUCGCGGGGCUGCCAGACGCUAAAAAAAUGUGGGUGACGAGAAAACAAUAUGAGGAAUACGGUGUUAAAAUAAUUAAAAACAAAUUCAUGUAA